GAUACAUAGAGAGAGAGAGAGAAGGAGGCAUACAAUUCAUACCAUUUUCGUUUCAACAAAGAACCAGAGCGAAUCUACGCUCGAUUUUCUCUCUAGAGUGUCGGCGACGCCUCGCCACCGCUUCGAAGUUCCGCCGCACCUCCGUGAGCAAAAAUGCCUCCUCAAAAGCGUCGCCACGAACGCACAACAACUCCGCCGCCGCCUUCGCCAUCGGCAUCGCCAUCGCCGGAGGAUCGCGAAAAAGACGAUGAAUCGCCCCAAGGAAGCGAGAAUUCUAUCCCGGAGCAGGUCGAAGAUGUCGGAGAUUCCGAUGAGAGUUCUUCUUCUGAAGAGGAAGAGGAAGAGCAAAAUGAGUAUGUUGAAGUGAACUUGGCUGAAAUUCGGAAGGAGUUUCAAUGUCCAAUAUGUUUGGGGAUCAUUAGGAAGACAAGAACAGUAAUGGAGUGUCUACAUCGCUUCUGUAGGGCGUGCAUCGAUAAAGCAAUGCGACUCGGGAACAACGAAUGUCCGGCUUGUCGCACUCACUGUGCCAGCCGCCGUUCUCUGAGGGACGAUCCAAAUUUUGAUGCCCUUAUUGCUGUAUUGUACCCUGACAUUGACAAAUUCGAGGAAGAGGAACUUGCGUUGGAUGAAGAGGAGGAGGAUCUCAAUACUCAGAUCCAAGCUUCCAUUGCAGAGACUUUUCGCCGCCAGUCAGAAGCUGUAGGGAAGAAGAAGGCGACAACAAAGGGAGCAUCGACUUCAUCUCCAAGAAGUCCCGCCAACAAUCGAACCACAAGGCGUGGAAGAAACACCCGUCGCCCUGAACGCGACGAAUCAGAUGCAGAGGACGCUGCAAUAGAAGAGUCAUCAGAUGAUGAAGGCCGCCGCCGAGCCAAGAAAUACAAAAGAAGGCGCAAGGCUGACGAAGGCAGCUCGAAAAGGGGUCAAGAGCAAUCCAAUCCGCCAUCUAUACAGCCCAUCAGAACCCAAAAAAUUCUGUUCUGGGGACGAUUAGGCCUGCGAAAGAAAAACCGGCGACCUGGCCGCGAAUGGCGUGACUGCAGCAAGCAUUGCCGGAUUUUUGACCAGCGAGACCUCUGCGAUCGGAUGCAGAAAGCACGUAAUAGGCCUGAGCCGGAGAUCGACGUUGUGGUGGUGCCGUUGAACGGGCAGUCGCUUCGGAAAAUUAGACGGCCGUAUCUGCAUUGCAGCAGAACAGCAAAGGUGAAAGAUGUCUGCAAGUUCAUUUCGUUCAAGUCAUCCAUGCCGGACGCCUCCCUGAUGGAGAUGCUGAUGAUUCGCGAUGUCCCUAAUGUGAAACCUUCCAUUAUUUUUGAGAAAGAAUCAUCGGUCAUGAGUCCAUCUCUCAGCAAAUUGGUGGUCUUGGAUGAAGACCAGACUUUGGAGGAGAUAUCUUCCAAAUUUAAUCAGCCAAAUCUGGUUUUGGCGUACCGGUAUAAGGUACCAUCAAUGUUCUGGUUUGGGUACGAACCUCUGCGUGCCUUGAUUCCUCUUUUUGGCUGAGCUUGGAUUGAUGAAGUGUGUGUUGUUGGGAGUAAGUUUG
Andrographis paniculata is the source of this 1546-nucleotide messenger RNA. RefSeq names its product putative E3 ubiquitin-protein ligase RING1a. Lineage: Eukaryota; Viridiplantae; Streptophyta; Magnoliopsida; Lamiales; Acanthaceae. The record is from RefSeq and is a predicted model, not a curated record. The transcript has 10 exons. Bases 154 to 1506 code for a protein of 450 amino acids.